This is a messenger RNA of Fonsecaea multimorphosa CBS 102226, 1635 nucleotides long. RefSeq lists its product as uncharacterized. NCBI's taxonomy places the organism in Eukaryota, Fungi, Ascomycota, Eurotiomycetes, Chaetothyriales, Herpotrichiellaceae. The transcript has a single exon. The record is from RefSeq and is a predicted model, not a curated record. Gene Ontology annotation, molecular function: oxidoreductase activity. Bases 1 to 1635 code for a protein of 544 amino acids.
AUGGGUUCCAUGGGCGCGGACAAACAAUGGGAGGUGCUGAUCGUUGGCGGCGGGUUUGGGGGUAUGUACCUACUGAACAAGCUGCGCAAGUUCGGCUUCAACGUCCACCUUUACGAAGCAGGAAGUGAAUUUGGAGGCACAUGGCACUGGAAUUGUUACCCUGGAGCUCGCGUCGACUCCAUUGUCCCAACCUAUCAAUUUUCAUCAGAAGAGACGUGGGAUCAGUGGGAAUGGUCUGAAGCCUACCCCAAGCGCGACGAGCUCGACGCAUACUUCCGCCACAUCGGCAAGCUUUGGAAUCUGUACGCGGAUGCUAGCUUUCACUGCCGUGUGGUAAGCACACAUUGGAAUGCCGACGAAAAGAUGUGGACGUGCGAGAUUUCGAAUGAGCAAGACAACACCACCACGAUCGUCAAGACUCGCAUGGUGCUUUUCUGUGCAGGUCUUGCAUCGGUGCCAUAUAAGCCUCCUUAUCAAGGAGUCGACGACUUCGAGGGAACGAUAUACCAUACCUCCAGAUGGCCACACGAAGGCGUCGAUCUCAAGGGAAAGAGAUGUGCUAUUCUCGGCACUGGCGCCACUGGAGUUCAAGUAACUCAGGAAAUAGGGCCUAUCGCAUCGCAUCUCACGGUGUUCCAACGAACCCCGAACAUUGCACUGCCCAUGGACCAAGCGCCGCUACGACAUGAGGACAACAUCAAGAUAAAAAAAGAUCUCCCAGACAUCAUGGAGAUGGCCAAGACGACAUGGGCAGGCUUCUUGAUUUCCUGGAAUGAGAAGAAUACUUUCGACGUCACACCGGAAGAACGCGAGGCGCUAUAUGAAGAACUAUGGAACAAAGGCGGCUUCAACUUUUGGGUCGGCAACUAUAAGGAUACGUCCGUCAUCUUUGAGGCUUCUGACGCUGCCUACAAGUUCUGGCGAAAGAAGACGGCGCCGUUGAUCAAAGACGAAUGGAAGAGAGACAAGUUGUGUCCGGAAGUGCCACCCAAUCCAUUUGGUACCAAGCGCAUUUCCCUUUACACGACUUACUAUGAUAUCUUCAACCUUUCUCACGUUGACCUCGUCGACAUCAACGAAACUCCGAUUGAGUCGUUCACAAAGAAGGGUAUCCGAUUAGCAAAUGGAGAUGAACUCGAAUUCGAUGUCAUUAUCCUGGCCACAGGCUUUGAUACCAUCACGGGCGGCCUGACUCAUGUCGACAUCCGCGGCACCGAUCCUUCUUUCACACUGGCCGAAAAGUGGAAGAAGGGCUGCCACACCUAUAUGGGCAUGUGUAGUAACGGAUUCCCCAACUUCUUCUUCGUCUUUGGACCACAGUCGCCCGCUCCAUUCUCGAUUGCACCUAACUGUAUCGAGUACCAGGGCAACUGGCUCACGGACAUGCUUCGGGACCUACGCCGAGACCACAUCACGACGAUCGAAUGCACCAGGGAUGCUGAAGAGGAGUGGAGGGAGCAAAUCAUUGCAAAUGGAGAGAAAGGACUAUUCAAAUACGCAAAGAGUUGGUGGUUUGGUGCCAACAUUCCCGGAAAGGCGAGGGAGUGCUACAUCUACAUGCAGGGGAUGCCGCAAUAUCGGAAGACAUGUGGAGAUAUCAGGAAGCAGGGUUAUCCAGGCUUCGUGUUGAAGUGA